Theobroma umbraticum is the source of this 1498-nucleotide messenger RNA. Its product is annotated as homeobox-leucine zipper protein ATHB-16-like. Gene Ontology annotation, molecular function: DNA-binding transcription factor activity, RNA polymerase II-specific; sequence-specific DNA binding. The record is from RefSeq and is a predicted model, not a curated record. Lineage: Eukaryota; Viridiplantae; Streptophyta; Magnoliopsida; Malvales; Malvaceae. Gene Ontology annotation, biological process: positive regulation of DNA-templated transcription. Gene Ontology annotation, cellular component: nucleus.
AACAAGUGAAGUUGACAUAUUUAAAAAGAGAAAUGGAAAUUUUCAACUAGAUGUCAAAUUUUAAAAUCACUUCAGGGCUCACAUCAGUUUAAAGGAUUAAAGCCUUUAUAUAACAGCUCCCAGUGAAGCAGGUUCCUUUCAGAGGCCAUUUGACCUUGCUUCACAAUUCUUUCUUCCAAGUACUCAAGGCUGAGGAGCAUUAAAAGAAGGAACCCUCUGUCUCUCUUUGUACAAAACAUUUUUCCAUUCUUGUUAUCUUUUCUGUGGCACAGUAGCAGUGUUCUUUGCAAUUAUGGCCUAUCAAACUAAGGGAGCAAAACAGCAACCUGCUUGAAAGUUUGCACCCUCUCUCCUUCAGCAACAGAAACAGUGCCUUGAAAAAAGAUCAGCUUAGGUUCUUGCUUUUGGUUAAAUUAUGAAGCGCCUCAGUUCGUCAGGCUCCCUGGAUGCCUUGAUUUCCAUCUGCCCACCUAAAGAGGAGAAGAAUUCAAAGAACAAGCAAGUUUACAGCAGGGAAUUCCAGGCAAUGUUAGAUAGUUUAGAUGAGGAAGACAGUAUAGAAGAAGCUGGCCAAGCUACAGAGAAGAAAAGGCGAUUAUCCAUUGAUCAGGUUAAGGCCCUGGAGAAGAAUUUUGAGGUGGAAAACAAGCUAGAGCCAGAGAGAAAGGUGAAAUUAGCAGAGGAAUUAGGCCUGCAGCCAAGGCAAGUAGCUAUUUGGUUCCAAAAUCGCCGUGCCCGUUGGAAGACUAAGCAGUUGGAGAAAGACUAUGCUAUCCUUAAAGCCAGUUACGAUUCUCUCAAGCUUGACUACAACAAUCUUGAAAAAGAAAAAGAAGCUUUAACUCUAAAGUUAAAAGAGCUGAAAGCUAAGCUCAAAGAAGAGAAUUCAGAAAGCAGCAACUCUGUUAAAGAAGAUUCUCCAAAUUUUCCACAACACGCCAAAGACCAUGAUUUAUGUGGCAAUAAUGAUGAUUCCGAUAGAAUUGUCAAAGAAGAAAGCAAUGUCAAUGCUCAGUUAUUGAUAUCACCAGCUUCUUCUUCUUCUUUUCCAUUUAAUGGAUCUUCUUCAUCUUCAGAUUCAUCAAAUCAUAAAAGCUGGUUUCAACCAUUUGACUCAAGAGUGAUUCUGGGUAACAUGUAUCACCCCCAGUUAGUGAAAGUGGAAGAGCAAUGUAUGCUUACUGCAGAGGAAUUUUGCAAUUUCUUCUCAGUUGAUCAAGCUCCGACUCUUCAAUGGUACUUCACGGGGCAGUAAAAAACGAAUGAAGUCUCCAAAACCCUGAAUAAAAUAGCCUUCAGAAGUUUUGUAAUUAGGACUUAAGUUUUGUUCUUCUAUUGUUCUUUCCUAAAAAAGGUUAGUAUAUGCUUCAACAAUGAUCAUCAGCAAAAGUCUGCUGUAAACUUUAUAGUAGUAUAAACAAAAAAAAAAAGUUGUAAAAUGAUAUCUCAAGAUGAAGCCUUUACAAUAAGAAUAAGCUGCCAAUUACUUCAUGUUGUA